GCUUUGCUGUUCGCGGGCCAGGCGCGGCCAUGGCGCAGCCAGGGAAGAUACUCAAGGAGCAAAAGUACGACCGGCAGCUGAGGGAAAUGUCUUAUGUCAAGACCGUAAAUGUACUGGAUCUGCAUCACUUGAAGACAUGAGAUUGAGAACAGACUAUGUUUUAAGUGCAAGAAGCUUCCUUUGUUCACGUAUCUGUUUAUGUAUUUAUUUAUGCUGUGGGGUGACCAUGGACAAGAAGCUUUGGAAUCUGCUCAUGUUUGCUUAAUAAAUGCAACGGCUACAGGAACUGAAAUUCUUAAAAACUUGGUACUGCCAGGUAUUGGAUCAUUUACAAUUAUUGAUGGAAAUCUGGUCAGCGGAGAAGAUGCUGGAAACAACUUUUUCCUUCAAAAAAGCAGUAUUGGCAAGAACCGAGCUCAAGCUGCCAUGGAAUUCUUACAAGAACUAAAUAGCGAUGUCUCUGGAAGUUUUGUGGAAGAGAGUCCAGAAAACCUUCUAGACAAUGAUCCUUCAUUUUUCUGUAGGUUUACUAUUGUGGUUGCAACUCAGCUUCUUGAAAGUACAUUACUGCGUUUAGCAGAUGUUCUCUGGAAUUCCCAGAUCCCUCUUUUGAUCUGUAGGACAUAUGGACUAGUUGGUUAUAUGAGGAUUAUUAUAAAAGAACACCCAGUAAUAGAAUCUCAUCCAGAUAAUGCAUUGGAGGAUCUACGACUAGAUAAGCCAUUUCCUGAACUGAGAGAACAUCUUCAGUCUUAUGACUUGGACCAUAUGGAAAAAAAGGACCAUAGCCAUACUCCAUGGAUUGUGAUCAUAGCUAAAUAUUUAGCACAGUGGUAUAAUGAAACAAAUGGACGAAUUCCUAAAAGCUAUAAAGAAAAAGAGGACUUCAGAGAUUUGAUAAGACAAGGGAUUUUAAAGAAUGAGAAUGGAGCUCCAGAAGACGAAGAGAAUUUUGAAGAAGCCAUCAAAAAUGUGAACACAGCACUAAAUACAACUCAGAUCCCAAGCAGUAUUGAAGAUAUAUUUAAUGAUGAUCGAUGCAUAAAUAUCACCAAACAGACGCCACCUUUUUGGAUUCUAGCUCGUGCCUUAAAGGAAUUUGUGGCCAAGGAGGGUCAAGGAAAUUUACCUGUUCGAGGCACAAUUCCUGAUAUGAUUGCAGAUUCAAGCAAAUACAUAAAACUGCAGAAUGUUUACCGAGAGAAAGCAAAGAAAGAUGCUGCUGCUGUAGGCAAUCAUGUUGCCAAAUUGCUUCAGUCUGUUGGCCAGGCACCAGAGUCCAUUUCAGAGAAAGAAUUAAAAUUGCUUUGCAGCAAUUCUGCAUUUCUUCGAGUGGUAAGAUGUCGAUCUUUAGCUGAAGAGUAUGGUUUGGAUACAGUCAACAAAGAUGAAAUAAUUUCUAGCAUGGACAAUCCAGAUAAUGAGAUAGUCCUAUACCUGAUGUUGCGGGCUGUUGAUCGAUUUCAUAAACAGCAUGGCAGAUACCCAGGAGUGUCUAACUAUCAAGUUGAAGAAGAUAUAGGGAAGUUGAAGUCCUGUCUUACUGGCUUCCUUCAGGAAUAUGGGCUGUCUGUAAUGGUGAAAGACGAUUAUGUCCAUGAAUUUUGCCGGUACGGAGCUGCUGAGCCACACACCAUUGCUGCGUUCCUGGGAGGAGCUGCUGCUCAAGAAGUUAUCAAAAUAAUCACCAAACAAUUUGUAAUUUUUAAUAAUACUUAUAUUUAUAGUGGUAUGUCACAAACUUCUGCAACUUUCCAGUUGUAGAAUAAGCACCGUGUGUAUUAUGUUAGUGGUUGGAACUGUAAUUGUCUUCAUAUUGUGCUUUAGUUUGUAAAAAUCUGUUAAAGGACAGAAGUUAAAUUGUUUCCUUAAUAAAAGUUUUUCUCAUUUGUAAUAUA
This is a messenger RNA of Mus caroli (Ryukyu mouse), 1898 nucleotides long. RefSeq names its product NEDD8 activating enzyme E1 subunit 1 (gene Nae1). Gene Ontology annotation, molecular function: NEDD8 activating enzyme activity. Lineage: Eukaryota; Metazoa; Chordata; Mammalia; Rodentia; Muridae. Gene Ontology annotation, cellular component: cytoplasm. Gene Ontology annotation, biological process: protein neddylation. The record is from RefSeq and is a predicted model, not a curated record.